Molecule: messenger RNA, 1737 nt
Organism: Naumovozyma castellii
Lineage: Eukaryota; Fungi; Ascomycota; Saccharomycetes; Saccharomycetales; Saccharomycetaceae
Gene: PPN1
Product: endopolyphosphatase
Exons: 1
Coding region: 1-1737 (578 amino acids)
Source: RefSeq, a predicted model, not a curated record
AUGUCUACAACUGGUAUAAGGAUGACAAGUCACCAUUUAAGAAGAAAGAGACUAAAGCUUAUUUCAAUCUCUAUGGUGAUAUUGCUCCUAAUUUUAUACUAUCUUUCCAAAUCUUACCGUCAAGGGAUACAUGUUCGGUCAGUACAUGGGAAUGAAACAAUAGAGAAAGAUAUACAUCAGAAUGAUAUUCCCUUUAUUAGAACAAAUGGUGAACGCUUAUCUGAUUUAGGGCUGUCACCGUCGCACAAACUGGUAGAGAUCUACGACCCUAAGACGGGGAAGAAAAGACUUAUACAUGGGAGAUUCCUCCAUAUAACAGAUAUGCAUCCGGAUUCUCUUUAUGAAGCAGGUACAUCUAUGGACCAAGUUUGCCAUUACGGUAAACCCAAGGGUAAAGGAGAUACAGCUUUGAAAUUUGGUACUGCAAUGGGCGGAUGCGAUUCAUCAAUGGAUCUCAUUGAACAUACUUUACGUUGGAUUGGUGAAAAUUUAAGAGAUGAGAUUGAUUUUGUUGUUUGGACAGGUGAUAAUAUAAGACAUGAUAAUGAUAGAAAGAACCCCAGAACGGAAUUUGAAAUAUUUGAUAUGAAUGAGUUGAUUGCUGGAAGGAUGGAAACUCUUUUUGGUAGUCAAGAAAGUGAUGAUCCCAGAGAAUUCGAUGUAAAUGUGAUACCAAGCCUGGGAAAUAAUGAUGUUUUCCCUCAUAAUAUGUUCUCCUUGGGACCAACAUUACAGACUAGGGAAGUUUAUAAUAUAUGGAAUAAUUUCAUACCUCAGGAGCAAAGGAGGUUUUUUGGUAUAGGGGCCUCCUUUCUUACUGAAGUGAUUCCAGGGAAAUUGGCCGUCCUGUCUAUUAAUACGCUUUAUCUGUUUAAGGCAAACCCACUUGUUGAUAACUGUAAUUCUAGAAAGGAACCUGGGUAUACCCUUUUAGUAUGGCUCGGUAAUACGCUACAAGAAUUCAGGAAAAGGGGCAUGAAAGUAUGGCUUACUGGUCAUGUUCCUCCAUUGGAGAAGAAUUUUGAAAGCAGUUGUUACAAUAAAUUUACUCUAUGGACACACGAAUAUAGAGAUAUAAUAAUUGGAGGGUUAUAUGGCCAUAUGAAUGUUGAUCAUUUUAUACCUGUUGAUGGUAAGAAGGCUAGAAGGAACAUUAAUAUUCCUAAGAAUGUUUUCAACAAUAAAGAUACUGCUGAGAAUGAAGACGAUGCUGAUGAAAUAUUCUUACAACAUGCAGAUCCUGGAAGGGAAGUGCGUUUGAUGGGAGCAAAGCCUGUCAAUAAAGAAACUUAUAUGAAGGGUGUGCGUGAUAAAAUAUACAAAAAGGUGCAUGAUAAAUUAGCUUCAGUGAAGGCAGAAAAUGCUGCAAGGAGAAAUGGUCCAAGGACUGUGGAUGACAUUUAUGAACGUUAUUCGAUUGUGAAUAUUGCUGGAUCCAUUAUACCGACAUUUAAUCCAUCAUUUCGUGUCUGGGAAUAUAAUAUUACUGACUUGGACAUAAAUAAAGAGCAACAACAAUUUGUUCCAUGGGACGAGUUUUUUUCUACCCUUGAAAAAGAAAUACAGGACAGUGAUGACAUGCAGGAUAUUGACAAUUCCAUGUUAGUUGCUAAAAAGAAGAAACGGGUGGAUAAGACUAUACCGAAAAAGAUUGCCAAAGAAUGCAUACCCUUGGCCCAGCAUAUACCCCUCAGUUGUUUACUCCAACAAAAUUUAUUCAAUAUUACGCAGAUUUGA